Molecule: messenger RNA, 1925 nt
Organism: Malus domestica (apple)
Lineage: Eukaryota; Viridiplantae; Streptophyta; Magnoliopsida; Rosales; Rosaceae
Product: serine/threonine-protein kinase STN8, chloroplastic
Biological process (GO): protein phosphorylation
Molecular function (GO): protein kinase activity; ATP binding
Source: RefSeq, a predicted model, not a curated record
GAGUACACGUGUCAAAAUGUCAGCCGUUGCUGACGCUUCUACUAGUUCUCCAACAAAACAAAAAGUUCACACUAGACAACAUAACCUCUACAGCAAACUACAAGCAUGGCCUAUCUGCACUCUCCAAGUCUAUCCACACGUAAACACAACCCUAAGCCUGCAUGCUUCCCUCCUUCAAAACCCUCUUCACUUCACAAUCUCUGCUGCUUCACAACCCAACUCAGAAUCUCCCCUCACAGAUGCAAUGCAUUCUUCGGCGAAAUCCCUGAAAAUCUUAUGGAAACUACCCUCCAUUUGGACCAAUUUCCUCCUCUGCAAUAUGGUUUCAUGCAGUUUGAGAGAAUUACAGAAGAGCUGUCAGAAACACAGAAAUGGGGUUUCCUUGUUUUUGCUGGGAUUACUUGGAUAUACUUGACCGCAAGGCCGGGGAUUCUCAUUGGCGCCAUUGAUGCAUACCUUCUUGCUCCUCUGCAGUUGGGGUUGGAUAGUUUGACUGGGAGGAGGAGGUUGAAAAGGACGGGUUUUGUGAUCGGGGAAAAAUUGGGAGAAGGGUCUUUUGGUGUGGUUUAUUCCGGGGCAGUUGUUCCGAAGAAUGUGAAUGUCGAGGAGACUGUGCAGAGGAGAGGAAUGGGGAGGGCUCCACAGUUGGAUGAGAGGUUUAAGGAGAAGGUCAUCCUGAAGAAGGUGAAGAUUGGUGUUCAAGGGGCUGAAGAUUUUGGCGAAUUCGAGGAGUGGUUCAAUUACAGGUUGUCUAGAGCAGCACCUGAAACAUGUGCUGCGUUCUUGGGAAGUUUCGUUGCUGAUAAAACAAAGUCACAGUUUACAAAGGGUGGAAAGUGGCUCGUUUGGAAAUUCGAGGGAAACCAAAACCUUGAUGAUUACAUGAAAGAUAGGAAAUUCCCUUUUAACUUAGAGUCUGUCAUGUUUGGACGUGUCCUGCAAGAUGUAGACUCCGUCAGACGCAGUGCAUUGAUCAUCAAGCAAAUAAUGCGUCAAAUUAUUACUUCGCUUAAGAAAAUCCAUGACACGGGCAUUGUUCAUCGGGAUGUAAAACCAGCAAACUUAGUAGUGACGAAGAAGGGACAGAUCAAGCUCAUAGAUUUCGGGGCAGCCACUGACCUCCGGAUUGGAAAGAAUUAUAUACCAGACUGCACCCUGCUAGACCCUGACUUUUGUCCUCCUGAACUAUAUGUGCUCCCAGAGGACACACCAAAUCUUCCUCCCGAGCCUAUUGCUGCAUUACUUUCUCCGGUUCUUUGGCAGCUCAACAGUCCUGAUCUGUUUGAUAUGUAUUCUGCUGGAAUUAUACUAUUGCAAUUGGCAAUACCAUCCUUAAGGUCUUCAGCAGGCUUAAAGAAUUUCAAUUCAGAGAUAAAAAUAGUUAAAUAUGACUUGAAUAAAUGGAAGGACUGCACUCGGUUGAGACCUGACUUGUCACUUCUUGAUCUCGAUUCGGGUAGAGGCUGGGAUCUGGCCACAAAGCUUGUUUCCGAGAGAGGUUCUCUUAGAAGGGGGCGUUUAUCAGCGGCCGCUGCUCUGAGGCAUCCUUAUUUCUUGUUAGCUGGUGACCAGGCAGCUGCAGUUCUUUCAAAACUAAGUUUUACCAAAUAGUGAACUACUUCAAGAUCAACUCAAGAAUGGAGAGGCUCACAGAUAUGCAAGGGGUUGCCUGCUCAGUAUAUGAAUGCUGUCAUUUUUGCAACGAGUGAGCUAAGCUCUUCGCUUCCAGUUUACCACGCCAUCGAAUGCAAAUUAGAGUUUUAUAAAUGUUUUCCGUCACCGAUGAUACUAUAGCAGAGGAGGUUUACACACAUCCCCUAAACCCUACUUUGUUAAUCCACUUUAAAUUCAUUAAUACUCUCCCUAUGAAAAAGCUCAUUUAGUCCAUGAACAAAUAAAUAAAAAUAAAUUGUUCAUGAUCAACU